AUGGAGCAGGGUGCUGUUCAGCUCAACAGACAGGCCUUUUUCUGUGCCAUAUGUUUGGAUCUGCUGAAGGAGCCGGUCACUCUUCCAUGUGGACAUAACUACUGUAGAGUCUGUAUUCAGAGCCACUGGGACCGACAGGUGCAGUGCACCUGCCCUCAGUGUAGACAGGUGCACAGCCCCAGACCUGUGCUCCAUGUAAACACCAUGGUGGCAGAGUUAGUGGAGCAGAUGAGGACUGAAUUCCAGUACAACACAAUGGACCCGGAGACUUGGAGGCAGCAGAUCCUGCACAGCAUUCAGGUCAAAGAGGCAGAGCAGCAGAGGCUCCAGCAGGAGGCGCUGUCCCUGAGGCGCUGUGCUGAUGAGACAAUUAAACACAGUGAGGAGCGCUUCAGUUCGUUUGUGCGUGUGCUGGAGUCUGUUCACUGUGACGUGUCCCAAAAUAUCAGGACUCUGCAGGAGAAAGAAGAGGCCAAAAUGAAACAGAUCCAUGACCAACUGGGGCUGGAGGUAACAGAGCUGAAGAACACUCUCUUUGAGGCGGCUCCAGAGACGCUUCAGAGACACCUCCCUCCCUCUGCCCACACACCCAGGACAUACUCACUGCCCCUGGGGUACUUUGAGCAGGCCAAAUCAGCGGUGACCGCCCUCACAGACCUGCUCCAGUCGACUCUGACAGAGGGACUACAGAACAUCUCACAGGGUUUUACACAAGGCCAACCAUCAACCAGACCUCAACCAGGACCUCCACAACCUGAGCCCAAAACCAGAGCAGAGUUUAUGAACUAUGCACGAGAGAUCAUCCUGGACCCAAACACGGUUUAUAAUAUGAUGACACUACACAAAGGAAACAGGAAAAUAAUGCGUAUGAAUGCGAACUAUAGGCUUCUUAACAUCUAUCCCGAUCAUCUGGACAGGUUCAGUGAGUACGAACAGGUCCUGAGCAGAGACGGUCUGACAGGCCGCUGUUACUGGGAGGUGAAGUGGGAAAAGCUGCGUGUUGUUCUUGCAGUGUCUUACCAGGACAUCAAGAGAAAAGGAGAUUCAGAGGAUUUAUCAAAAAGAAUUGGGGUUUACCUGGACCACAGUGCAGGGGUUUUAGCAUUUUACAACAUUGAGGACCAAACCAUGAGCCUCAUCCACAGAGUCCAGACCACCUUCACUCAGCCUCUGUACGUUGGAGUCAGACUGGACCUCUUAGAUGACACAGCCUAUUUCCCUAAACUCAGAUAA
Messenger RNA from Boleophthalmus pectinirostris (great blue-spotted mudskipper), 1233 nucleotides. RefSeq names its product E3 ubiquitin-protein ligase TRIM39-like. The coding region runs from base 1 to 1233 and encodes 410 amino acids. The transcript is spliced from 2 exons. NCBI's taxonomy places the organism in Eukaryota, Metazoa, Chordata, Actinopteri, Gobiiformes, Gobiidae. The record is from RefSeq and is a predicted model, not a curated record.